AUGAUGCACUUUUACAGCCCCGGUUACAGUGAGGAUAUGACUGUAACAGAGAUGUUAACAGUGGUGGGUGUGGUUAUUCUAGUGGAGGGGUUGGUGGGUGUGGUUAUUCUAGUGGAGGGGUUGGUGGGUGUGGUUAUCCUAGUGGAGGGAUUGGUGGGUGUGGUUAUUCUAGUGGAGGGGUUUAGUGGGUGUGGUUAUUCUAGUGGAGGGGUUGGUGGGUGUGGUUAUCCUAGUGGAGGGUUAAGUGGGUGUGGUUAUUCUAGUGGAGGGGUUAGUGGGUGUGGUUAUUCUAGUGGAGGGGUUAGUGGGUGUGGUUAUUCUAGUGGAGGGGUUGGUGGGUGUGGUUAUUCUAGUGGAGGGGUUGGUGGGUGUGGUUAUCCUAGUGGAGGGUUUAGUGGGUGUGGUUAUCCUAGUGGAGGGAUUGGUGGGUGUGGUUAUUCUAGUGGAGGGGUUGGUGGGUGUGGUUAUUCUAGUGGAGGGGUUAGGGGGUGUGGUUAUUCUAGUGGAGGGGUUGGUGGGUGUGGUUAUUCUAGUGGAGGGGUUGGUGGGUGUGGUUAUUCUAGUGGAGGGGUUGGUGGGUGUGGUUAUCCUAGUGGAGGGUUAAGUGGGUGUGGUUAUCCUAGUGGAGGGUUAAGUGGGUGUGGUUAUUCUAGUGGAGGGGUUGGUUAUUCUAGUGGAGGGGUUGGUUAUUCUAGUGGAGGGGUUAGUGGGUGUGGUUAUUCUAGUGGAGGGGUUGGUGGGUGUGGUUAUUCUAGUGGAGGGGUUGGUGGGUGUGGUUAUCCUAGUGGAGGGUUAAGUGGGUGUGAUUAUUCUAGUGGAGGGGUUGGUUAUUCUAGUGGAGGGGUUAGUGGGUGUGGCUAUUCUAGUGGAGGGGUUGGUUAUUCUAGUGGAGGGGUUGGUGGGUGUGGUUAUCCUAGUGGAGGGGUUGAUUAUUCUAGUGGAGGGUUUAGUGGGUGUGGUUAUCCUAGUGGAGGGUUUAGUGGGUGUGGUUAUCCUAGUGGAGGGGUUGGUGGGUGUGGUUAUGCUAGUGGAGGGGUUGGUGGGUGUGGUUAUCCUAGUGGAGGGGUUGGUGGGUGUGGUUAUCCUAGUGGAGGGGUUGGUGGGUGUGGUUAUUCUAGUGGAGGGGUUGAUUAUUCUAGUGGAGGGUUUAGUGGGUGUGGUUAUCCUAGUGGAGGGUUUAGUGGGUGUGGUUAUGCUAGUGGAGGGGUUGGUGGGUGUGGUUAUCCUAGUGGAGGGGUUGGUGGGUGUGGUUAUGCUAGUGGAGGGGUUGGUGGGUGUGGUUAUUCUGGGGUUGGAUUCCCAUUACUAUGUUAUUUUCAUUUUAUAUGCAUUAUAUUUUUUCUUUAUCUUCUUGGUGUAUCUGUUUAUGCUUACUUGUCCUCCUUUAUGAAUAAAUUACAAAUAAAAAUAAAGAUUUAAUAGUCCUCUGAUUAGCGGGGAAAGUGGUGGGCAUGUUAAAAAAAAAAAAAGAGAGAGAGAAGAAAAUCUGAACAGCCUGUUGAAUCACAGCCCUGUUUUUUGAAAGGAAAAUAUGCCAAAAAUGCAGAGACUUCACGAUCCACAAGUCCUGGAAUGAAAUACACAGUGACAAGCAGACCUCACACAUAUGCUAAUUGGCAAAGAAAAAGCAGGUUUGUUUAUUUGGUCUCCUUUAAGUCUCUAAACCAACUGAAGUUCUUCCCAAACUCAUCCACUACAUUUCACACUGUUUUUCUCUCCAGCUCAGGGUGGCACUUGUUGCUAAGCGACCCAACAAAUUUUCAAGUUCGGCUCUAAAUUCUGUCGCGUUAUCGCUUUCGCUAAU
This is a messenger RNA of Colossoma macropomum (tambaqui), 1804 nucleotides long. RefSeq names its product loricrin-like. The record is from RefSeq and is a predicted model, not a curated record. The coding region runs from base 1 to 1419 and encodes 472 amino acids. NCBI's taxonomy places the organism in Eukaryota, Metazoa, Chordata, Actinopteri, Characiformes, Serrasalmidae. The transcript is spliced from 2 exons.